AGCACCCCGCCGCAGAGACGGGAGAGUUGUUGUUAUGUGAAAUCCCUGCCAAUAGAAGGCGUCCACGUGUCAAGCCCCGCCCAUAACACGGACUGCUUUGCUACGAGCAGCCCUGACCCAGACAAAAAGAGGAGAGCGAGGAGCGGGUGACUGAGGCUUAAAAGAAAGAAGAGGCAGAAUGGCAGACACCCAGAAUGGCGCCCACACAGAUGACCAUACUGACGCCGGACCCUAUAUAUCUAGCAAGAGUGUAAACCUAAAAGGUGGUGCAGUAAUAGAGCAAGCAUCAAAAUUUUCUCAUCGAUUCACAUAUAAGAUGGACUAUCCAGAAAUGGGAUUGUGUGUCAUUAUCAACAACAAGAACUUUCAUCCGUCCACAAGAAUGGGAAUGCGGAAUGGGACAGAUUUGGAUGCGAACAGGCUGUAUAACACUUUCAAAUCUUUAGGCUACAAGGUCGAUGUUUAUAAUGACCAAAAGUGUGCUGAUAUUUAUGGGCGUCUUAAAAAAGUGUCGGAGGAUGACCACAGCAAAAGAAGCUCCUUUGUGUGUGCACUUCUGAGUCACGGAGAAGACGGUAAGCUGUAUGGAGUGGACGACUGUCUGCCUAUUAAGAGUCUGACAAAUCUGUUUCGUGGUGACCGAUGCAAAUCCUUAGUGGGCAAGCCAAAGUUAUUCUUCAUCCAGGCUUGCAGAGGUACUGACCUUGACCCAGGAAUUGAAACGGUUGAAUCUGACAGUGGUAGUGCACCAUCUGAAGAAACAUAUAGGAUCCCAGUUGAAGCUGACUUUCUUUAUGCCUAUUCAACAGUCCCAGGGUAUUAUUCCUGGAGAAAUACAGUGAAUGGCUCCUGGUUCAUUCAGUCACUAUGUGAAAUGCUCAAAUUACAUGGCAAACAACUUGAACUUGUGCAGAUCCUCACAUGUGUUAAUCAUAUGGUGGCGCUGGAAUUUGAGUCCUGCUCAAAUCAAAUAGAUUUUCAUGCAAAGAAACAGAUCCCAUGUGUGGUGUCGAUGCUCACAAAGGCGCUGUACUAUCCAUAAGGCACAAUUGAUGGCAUGCGGUAACCCCAGAAUAUGAUGUCCCUUGAUUGUGUACAGAGAAGCAUGUGCAGGAGCUUUACACGACAACAUGCUAGCAGGGAUCAUGCCACAGGGUCAGAUGGCACCCACUGGCAGCAUUUAUGUUUAUGUAAAAGGGAAUAGUGAAGAUUUGCAUGAUGCUGUUUGUACACGUGCAUGUGGGGGUUUUGUGUAUUGUUCACUCAACUAAACUAGACCAGUUUUUUUUUUUAUUCUGAUAUGACACUUUCCUGUGUUUUGUACAAAAAAAAAAAAAUCAACUUGUAGUAUCAGGGAGUACACGCUAUUUGUAGCACUGUUCAUAUUUGAUCUUUAUUGUCGGACUUGAAUCGCUGAUCCUUUGCUUUGAGCAUUGGGGGGGGGGUGUAGAUGUAUAAUUUGUGACUGAAGCCCUAGUUAAUUCAUCAAUACCUGGUGGCACAGUGACAUACAUGUUUAACAUGGUGUGUAAAGCAGAAAUGUACCUGUUACAUGAACUAAUGAUUUGUCUGAAUGUCUUAUGGCGGAUUCACACGACCAGGCUUGGUCUGGGAGACGCUGUCCGUGUGUCACUUGCAUCUCCCGGAUCGACUGCGGCUCCACUAAAACUAACUGCAUCAUAGUCAGUUCCUGUCUGAUGAGGAUGUGAGCACAGUACAAUAGACCCACAUUCAGAUAGGAACUAACUGCAUCAUAAAUCACUGUGAUGCAGCCUGUUUGGAUCAGGGAAGCCGCAGUCGGUCCACAUGUGGGUAACACAGGGACUAUCUUUCCUAGACCAAGCACGGUUGUAUGAAUCAAUCCUUAAAAUUUCCUUAUUACACUCCAUAGGCGGUCAGCACUCCAAAGCCUGCUCGGGGGGAUUUAUCAAAAUUCAUGUAAAGGAAAAAUGGCUUAGUUGCUCAUAGCAACCAAUAAAAUUCCAUCGUUCAGUUUUCAUAGCUCUUUUGGAAAAUGAAAGGUGAAAUCUGAUUUGUUGCUACGGGCAACAAAACCCUUUUUCUUUUAGCUUUGAUAAAUGUCCCCCAUUGUGUAUAUGCAAAAGUGUACUUGAAUUACUAAUGGUGUUAACUUUCCUAAUGGCAAAUUGUCAUUUCUGAUAUAGAUAUAUAACAGAAAAUGGCAGCAUCGGCAAAAACAAAUCCUUGCAAACGACAGGUGCAAGCCCAAGGGGAAUAGUCUGUGGUCAUCUCAGAGAUGAUCACAGUGCAGAGAUCUGCUGCAAAGAGUGUCUUAAGGUCCUUUUACAUUGACUGCUCAUUGGGUCUGUUAUCGGAUGAGCAUUUAUAGAAACAAUUGUUGCGAUGUAUAGGUUCCUUCCGAUCACCCAAUGAACAAUAUGAUGCACAUUCAUCUUUUGAUCAUGUCUUUCAGCCAGCACAAAAAAUAAUUUUGGAACGGCAAUUCCUCCUGUGUGAACAGUGAUCUGCUGCCCAUAAAUGAUGAGACUCUGUGGAGAAGAGCAAUCCCUUUCCUCUAUACAAAAGAGAUGAUUGCUGCAUGUAAAUGCUGUUCACGUCCUCUGACGAUCAGGCAAUUAUUGGGAAAGUCUGGUUCAUUCUCAGCAGUUGCUUGUUACAUUGUCCUGUGUUAAACUACCAUUAUAUUCUACGGGACAUUACACAUUAGGGUAUAUUUGCAUUUAGCAUAUUAGUUGCAGAAAUCUCUGUGACACCCCAUUUAUCUGAAUGGGGCUUGCAGAAAUCCAUGCGCUUCCCAUCCAAACAAUUCCAUUCAGAGGAAUGGAACUGAUUUUAAGUUGCAGAAAUUACUGCAACAGGUCUGCCAUGUGUGAACAUACCAUUUCAAUGACAUUCCUUGGGAGCUGUGUAAUCCCUCUGUGCUGGUGCUGCAAAGAAAAAGAGCACUUGCAGCAAGACACCAUUCUGUUAUGUACAGACGGCAUCUGAGCCCAUUCAUUACCCAUUGUAAAAAAAACUUUAAAAAUCCACCCUGACGGAGACAAAAAGGGUGUCUGAGCCCGAUGGAUACGUUUGGUGUGUACGCUGGGAGCUUUGCCAGCAUAUAUGUCAAGCUGGUGAAAGCGCAGCAUGCUCAAAGCCUUCAGUCCCUUAAGCUUUACUUUAAUAAAAGUGGAUUUUCACUCUUCACAUAAGUAAGUGAAAAGUGGUUUGUUUAUUGAUCUCCUAAAGAAAAUCCAGCUGUGCAGGUGAUAGCUUCAUCCACACUCCUGUAUAAUGUAUACUCUGGGAUUAAACUAUGACAUGAGAAAAUA
This is a messenger RNA of Bufo bufo (common toad), 3296 nucleotides long. RefSeq names its product caspase-3-like. The transcript is spliced from 7 exons. Gene Ontology annotation, biological process: positive regulation of apoptotic process; apoptotic process; keratinocyte differentiation. Lineage: Eukaryota; Metazoa; Chordata; Amphibia; Anura; Bufonidae. The record is from RefSeq and is a predicted model, not a curated record. Gene Ontology annotation, cellular component: cytoplasm. Bases 179 to 1042 code for a protein of 287 amino acids.